AGAGAGACCUUUACUAAUGGCGGUUUAUAUCUCACAAUAUCUAUAUCAGAAGACGGUUCAUUAACUACUUCUUCCUAUAAAUCAAUUACCUGGAAUUGAUCGGCAAGUUAUAGAGAGAAAGGAUCGGAAUUACCGUUGAGCGUAACUGACACGUCUUUCAAUUCCAACCUUCUUGGAUUUUUCCACCGUUGAAUGCUUUUUUCUGCUUUUGUAUGGUUUUCUCCAGCUUCAGCUCAAGACCCAGAUAACUUACCGUGUAAAAAGUGGUUAAUUCUGAUCUGGGUUCUCAAAGUCCAAUUCUAUUUGAUAAAAGAAAAAAAAACAGAGCUUUAGCUUAUCAAAUAUGGUUUAGCUUAUUUAUGGUAUUCAUUGCAAUCCGAGUUAUCGUUUUGUUGGGUUUUUGGAGGAAAACACACUAGAUUGGGUUUCUUGUUCUGGGUCUUUCUCUUUUGGUGGAUUGGUUUGAGGGAGAGUCCUUCAGAAUAAGGGGGAAAAGCUAGGUUUUUUGCUCUGUGUUUGGUUUAUGCUAUGGGGGUUUUGUGUGGGAAGCUUUGUGGUGGAGAAAAACAGCUUGAGAGUCACUUCACCAAACUCGUUGAAGGGUGUGUAUGAUUGUGCAAUUGGAAAUUUUGGGGUUCCUCAGCAUAGAGGAACCACGUUUGGCUUUGUGAUUUACCCCAAAGCCAAUCAAAAGGCAUGCAAGAGCUUCGAUCACGUAGAUAUCGCAUUCAAGGCGAAGCCCGGAAGCCUACCCACCUUCCUCCUUGCUGAUCGAGGAGAUUGUUGCUUCGCCUUGAAGGUAUGGAGAGCACAGAAUAGUGGAGCAGCAGCUAUUCUUAUUGCAGAUGACAUGAUUGAACCAUUGAUUUCCCUCGCCACUCCUGAAGAAGAGAAUGCUGAUUUUGGUUAUCUUCAGAAUAUCACCAUUCCUUCGGCCCUUAUCAGCAAACCUUUUGGGGAUAGCAUUAAGAAAGGUCUCUCUAGUGGAGAAAUGGUAAUGGCAAUGAUGAAUACGGGCUCAGCGUGACAGCCAUGUUGACUUUGUAAAGAACUUCAAAUGAGCCCCCUUCAAGUUCUUGGGUUAACAAAGGGGUGAUGUUGAUGGACAAUGCUCUUUAUGUGCUUACAAUCUUCAAAUAAGCAAUACUCUUUAUUUGCUAUUUUUAUCAUUUUCUCUGUAUUUUUAUUUUGCUAGAGUUUUGCAACUUUUCUUUUUGUUUGCUGCUUUUGUGUUGUUUGGGUUAUUGUUUUCCAGCUUUUCAGUGUUAGAUCGUUCUGCGAAGACUUUUGCAAUCGAAUCUGUGU
This is a messenger RNA of Corylus avellana, 1305 nucleotides long. RefSeq names its product vacuolar-sorting receptor 1. Lineage: Eukaryota; Viridiplantae; Streptophyta; Magnoliopsida; Fagales; Betulaceae. The record is from RefSeq and is a predicted model, not a curated record.